AUGACUGAAAUUGUGUUUGGUCAACCUCUUCCUAGCAAUCUAGACUAUGCUGUCUCAUUCGGGAUUCCCACAUGGGAGUCUGCUGUAGGAUACGUGGAGAAAGAUCCUUAUUUUGUUAAAAAAAUGGUGACUGGGUAUCCUAGGUAUUUCCCUCAACCUGCCGUACAAAAGCUGUGCGAUCAUUUUCUGGAGAAAUAUGGUCACGGUGUUGAGACCUGUCGACCUUUUCCCUCCUUGUCGAGCGCUUCAAAAUGCUUAGAAUUUGUGAAGUCUGCACAUGGCUCCAAGAGUAAAGCUUACCUGAAGGCUGAAACUUACGAUUUGAAAGAUGUGUCAAACGAUGAUAGCUCGUUUUUAACCAUCACGAUAGCGGCUGUUUUUGCUUCUGAGGAUGAAAUUGAAACUGUUAAGGAAUAUUGGAAAUUGACAGGUGAAUGCGUUUCGAGUCGACUGGCAGCUUUUGUCAACCAAUGCAUAGAAGACGCGGAUUGCGAAUCCACCCAACUCUCUAUAAAGAAAGCAGGCAUUGCUCGCUUGAAAGAAGACGGGGAAUGGGCGAAAGCUGAGGUGAAGAAGAGAGUUGCGGAAAAUCACACUUCACCUUUGGGUGCAAAGAGUUCUGAAGAAAAGAUGCCCAUCAACCCCUCUACAUAUGUCUUCUUGGUGUCAAGCGGUAUGUCUUCAAUUUUCAAUGCUCGCAGAAUGCUCACAUUUUGGGAACGCAAUAAAGGCUCUCAGCCUCAGUGCGACACAGCAGCUGUUUUCGGCUUCCCUUUCAAAGACACUAAAGUGAUAAUGGAGGAGUUUGGAAAAUGCCAAUUUUUCGGGUUUGGGGACUCUAGAGAUUUGACAGAGUUGAAAGCAUACUUGGGAGACAAAAAAAAUCGUAUUCUAGCCGUUUUUUUGGAAACCCCAUCGAAUCCGAUGUUGAAUGUUCCAGAUCUGAAAGAACUAAGACGUCUGGCUGAUGAAAAUGGCUUCUCUAUUAUUGUAGACGACACCAUUGGGGGCUUGAACACAUAUGUUCUACCUUAUGCUGAUAUCGUGUGCACCUCACUAACCAAACUGUUCAGUGGUUCGAGUAAUGUAAUGGGGGGCUCAAUACUGCUAAACCCACAGUCUCAGCUGUAUACUUUUGCUCGUGAUUAUUUCAAAAGCAGCGAGUUUGAAGAACUUCUUUGGCUCCAAGACGCAAUUGUGCUUGAAAAUAACUCAAGAGAUUUUGCAGAGAGGACAGUGGGAACGAACGAAAACACGAAGGAACUAAUAGAAAAGGUGCUCUUACCACAAGAGGGAAAGUUGUUUAAAAAAAUUUACUAUCCAUCGCUAAGUUCCGACGAGACUCUGAGAAACUAUGAUGCUAUACGCAGCCCCGAGGGUGGUUAUGGAAGCAUGUUGUCUCUAACCUUCAACAACGAAAAGGAUGCCCGGAUGUUCUACAAUAAGUUGAAAAUUUUCAAAGGGCCCUCCAAUGGCACAAACUUUACCCUGGCAUGUCCCUAUGUUCAUUUGGCACAUCACAAUGAACUUGAAGGAGUGUCAAAAUUUGGAGCCGAUCCUAAUUUGGUGAGAGUAAGUGUUGGACUUGAGGAUGUUAAGUGGCUGAAAGAAACCUUCGCUGACGCGAUUGCAGUGACGAAAGGAUCGAGCGUUUGA
Lachancea sp. 'fantastica' is the source of this 1656-nucleotide messenger RNA. Lineage: Eukaryota; Fungi; Ascomycota; Saccharomycetes; Saccharomycetales; Saccharomycetaceae. The record is from the annotation of a GenBank genome assembly.